AUGGCGAUACAAAAAAAGCCAAUAAAACUUAAGCAGAUCAAGAAUGAACUUUUACGCGAAAUGAAUUUCAUAAGCAACAUCUUCACGUUUUAUGCAGCUCCAAGGAAAGAUGAAGAAAGCGAUCUUAUGGAUUUCGAAAUUACUAAGGGAAAUAACGCUGGUGACGACGAAGAAGACAAGCCAAAAAGGGCACAAAGCAUUGCUGAGCUAGAAGAGAAAUUAGAAAAAGUAAAAUCUCAGAAUAAAAAUUUGAAAAACAAAUUGCUUAAGAAGAGUCUUACUAGUAAACUAAACAAAAAGAUUAAGAAAAAAGAGAGAGCUAAACUUAACAAAAAUAAAAUUCAAAAAGCAUUAGAACACAGCGAUAAACCUAAAAUAGAGAAACCUAUUGCUGCACCCCAACCAAAACCUAUUUUUAAUACUGAUGGAAAACUUGUAUUUUCAAAAUUUGAUUUUGCCAAUCUAGGAUCUAAAGAAACAACUCCUAAGGUGCACAAAGACCCGAAAAAGAUUUUGGAUGAUCUAAAGCAGCAAGAGCAAAAAGUUCAAGAGCUGUCAGAAAAGGAUAGUGAUAGAGCUAAAAAUUUGAAGGAAAAAAUUGCUUGGAAGAAUUUACUUCAAAAAGCUGAAGGGCAAAAAGUCAAAGAUGAUCCAGUAUUGCUUAAAAAGUCCAUAAAGAAACAUGAACAAAAAAAGAAAGCAAGCAAAAAGCAGUGGCAGAAUAGAAUACAGUCUGUUGAGGGCAAAAAAGAAGAAAGACAAAAGAAGAGAAAAGAGAACAUCUUGAAAAAGAAGAAAGAAAAGAAAGCUAAAAUUAUUAAAACUUCAGAGAAGAGGGGGAGAGUUGUGAUAUAA
Messenger RNA from Leptosia nina, 855 nucleotides. The record is from the annotation of a GenBank genome assembly. NCBI's taxonomy places the organism in Eukaryota, Metazoa, Arthropoda, Insecta, Lepidoptera, Pieridae.